GGAUUUUUAGGGUCAUAAUUUUGAAUUAUGUAAAAGCAGUAGCAUUAAGGACUAGUAACCGACCUCACACGACUUUGGUUAAGAGUCUCUGCAACAAAUUCUAGUAAUUUCCGGCAUCCGUAGAUUUUGAACUUUGCACCUGAAAAUCAAAUACCAGCUACAACCGCCCACAACUUUUUUCAGGCAAAUCCCGCACUCGGAGCUCGGCUAUCAUACACACACCACAUUCAAUCCUAACCACCGGAAAUCGACUCCACUUCUGAUUUCGUCAUAAUAGGUCCGAAAAUGGUGAAAUCCGAGAACGAACAGAGAAAGCGCGUAAAUCAACGGACAUGGAUUUCAAUCGGCGCCGUCAUUUUUCUUCUCCUCGGUAUCGGAUUCGUUCCGAGAAAUUCUCCCGUCACCUCCCUCAUUCAUCGGAUCAAAACCUGUUACUGUUCUCAGGACGGACCUAAAUAUCAUGGAAUUGUGGAGGACUGUUGUUGUGAUUAUCAGACUGUCGACCGUAUCAAUGAGGAGGUGCUGAAUCCGUUGCUCCAACAGAUUGUGAAAUAUCCAUUUUUUCGGUACUUUAAGGUCAAGUUGUGGUGUGAUUGCCCUUUCUGGCCUGAUGAUGGUAUGUGCCGUUUGCGGGACUGCAGUGUCUGUGAAUGUCCGGAGAAUGAGUUUCCUGAAACAUUUAGGAAAUCUUCAGGCAGUGUUCUCUCAUCAGAUGAUCUAGUUUGUCAAGAGGGAAAGCCAGAGGCUACUGUAGAUCGUACUAUAGAUGUUAAAGCUUUCAAAGGCUGGAUGGAAGUAGACAACCCAUGGACAAAUGAUGACGAGACGGAUAAUGCUGAAAUGACAUAUGUAAAUCUGCAACUAAAUCCUGAACGCUACACUGGCUACAGUGGUCCAUCUGCUAGAAGAAUAUGGGAUGCCAUUUACUUGGAGAAUUGCCAGAAGUUAGAUCCAUCUGGAGAGUGCCAAGAGAGAAGAAUAUUGUACAAGUUGAUAUCUGGUCUUCACUCCUCCAUCUCAGUUCACAUCGCUGCUGAAUACCUGCUUGAUGAAAAAACAAACAUGUGGGGCCAGAAGCUGUCUCUAUUGUAUGAUCGGGUCUUGAAAUAUCCAGAUCGUGUCAGAAACUUAUACUUCACUUUUCUUUUUGUCCUUCGAUCGGUGACAAAAGCUGCGGAUUACUUGGAACAAGCUGACUAUGAUACUGGUAACCCUGUGGAGGACCUGAAUACACAGCUUUUGAUGAAGAAGUUACUCUACGAUCACAAACUACAAACUGCAUGCCCAAAACCAUUUGAUGAAGCCAAAAUGUGGAAAGGCCAAAGUGGACCAGAACUAAUGAAGCAGACACAAAUACAAUUCAGAAAUAUAAGUGCAGUGAUGGAUUGCAUUGGAUGUGAGAAGUGCCGUUUGUGGGGAAAGCUUCAGAUUCUUGGACUUGGGACUGCAUUGAAGAUUCUUUUCUCUGAGAAUGGCCAGGAUCAAUCUGGUCAGCAUCUGCAACUACAAAGAAAUGAAGUAAUUGCUCUGGUAAAUCUGCUCAAUCGACUUUCGGAAUCCGUCAAAUUUGUCCAUGAGAUGGGGCCUUCAGCUGAAAGAAUGUUUGGGAAAAUCAUUGGUGGACCGACUGAUCAAAUCAGCCAUCAGUUUUGAUUGGUGCUUGAGCCUGAAACAGGAGGAAGUGUCUUGUUUUGCAGUAACUUAAGUAUAGGGAUAUAGAUUUCAGUAUCAAUUGCUGUAAAUUGCUGUUAUAAUUUAACAACAGAGGUAGUUGGUAAUUUCACAUAACUCUGCAACUCUGGUACCCAGCCAAUUAGGAAAAAGGAAAGGGGAAAAGUAUAGCCACUGAGUUUUUGAAAACGUUGUAACUUAGGGAGAUACCCAAUUGCUGCUGUAUUUGUAGUAGAUGCUAAUCUGUCAUGGAAAGUUGAAGAGGAAAUAGUUUUGAACAUGUGGCACAAUAACUACAACAAGAUUGCCUUGUUUAGGAACGGAUGGGAUUUUCUCUUCUAAAUUUUGUUCCAUUUUCUCUUUUAUUUAA
Sesamum indicum (sesame) is the source of this 2041-nucleotide messenger RNA. Its product is annotated as endoplasmic reticulum oxidoreductin-1. NCBI's taxonomy places the organism in Eukaryota, Viridiplantae, Streptophyta, Magnoliopsida, Lamiales, Pedaliaceae. Gene Ontology annotation, cellular component: endoplasmic reticulum; endoplasmic reticulum membrane. Gene Ontology annotation, biological process: protein folding in endoplasmic reticulum. The record is from RefSeq and is a predicted model, not a curated record. Gene Ontology annotation, molecular function: FAD binding; thiol oxidase activity; protein-disulfide reductase activity.